AAACGCUAAAUAGCGCACUCCACUUCCGGUGAAGGAAACGCUCGCUGACUCCAUUUCCGGCGGGAGUUGUCACGCGCUGUUCUGGGGCCGGGAGACGCCGUUGGUGCACGGAGCUACCCCAGGUGUAAGGAAAGUGACUGCCGCGGAUUGCGUUCCUGAUUGCGGAGAUGACAGAGGAACAAGAAGAGUUUGGAGCAGAUAGGAGUGAUUUCAGUGAAGAAUUGACAAGGCCUGCGACAGAGGAUGAUGACCAAAUGGAAACUUCGGUGGUCUCCAGUGCAGGAAUGCACUUUCCUUGGCUUCAAAAGAAAUUAGACACUGUAGCGACUGGAGGGAAAAAAGAGAAGGAUUUUGCUCAGACAACAAGUGCUUGUUUAAGUUUUAUCCAAGAAGCUUUGCUGAAGCACCAGUGGCAGCGAGCUGCAGAGUUCAUGCACAGUUAUUUGCAGAUCUUGGAAGAUUCAGAUAGCCACAAAAGACAGGCUGCACCUGAGAUUAUUUGGAAGCUUGGGAGUGAAAUUCUAUUUUAUCAUCCCAAAAGCAACGUGGAAACUUUCAAUACCUUUGCUGACCGGAUGAAAAACAUUGGUGUCUUGAACUAUCUAAAGAUCUCCUUGCAACAUGCAUUGUACCUUAUACAUCAUGGAAUGCUUGAGGAUGCAAACAGAAAUCUAAGUCAGGCAGAAACAUGGAGAUACGGUGAAAAGUCAGCUUCCCAGGAAAUAAUAAUGAACCUUGUUCAGGCCUACAAAGGGCUUUUGCAGUACUAUUCUUGGUCUAAAAAGAAGAUGGAAUUGUCAAAGCUUGAUAAGGAUGAUUAUGCUUACAGCACAAAAUCCCAAAAUAUACUUAACCAGAGCUGGAAGACAUCUACGCAUAUUGGUGCAUUGAUUAAAAUUCCUGGAGUUUGGGACCCUUUUGUGAAGAGUUAUGUAGAAAUGCUGGAAUUCUAUGGUGAUCAUGAUGGAGCCAGGAAAGUCCUCACCAAUUAUGCCUAUGAUGCAAAGUUCCCAUCAAAUCCCAAUGCCCACAUCUACUUAUACAACUUUCUAAAGCGAGAGAAGGCACCAAAAGCAAAACUGAUAAGUGUGCUUAAGAUUUUGUAUGAGAUUGUUCCAUCUCAUCAGCUGAUGCUAGAAUUCCAUGUAUUACUUAGAAAAUCAGAAAAAGAAGAACACCGUAAACUGGGUUUGGAAGUGUUAUUUGGGAUUUUGGAUUUUGCUGGAUGCACUAAGAACAUAACUGCUUGGAAAUAUUUGGCAAAAUAUCUGAAACAAGUAUUAAUAGAAAGUCAUCCUGCAUGGGUUCAAGAACAGUGGAACUCCAGGAAAACCUGGUGGCCAACCUUUCACUUCAGUUACUUUUGGGCAAAAUGUGAUUGGAAGGAAGACACAGAUUUGGCUUGUGAGAAAGCUUUUGUGGCUGGAAUAUUGUUAGGAAAAGGUUGCAGAUAUUUUCGGUAUAUUUUAAAACAAGAUCAUCAAGUGUUAAGGAAGAAAAUUAAGCAAAUGAAGAAAUCAGUGAAAAAAUACAGUAUUGUCAAUCUGGGUAUCUGAUACUACAUGUAGUUACUUCACAGUUGGACCUGCAGUGUAGUAGCUCACUAGGUGGCUAUUGAAUGUAUUUAUUUUGUUUGAAUAGUGUUUAUAUGAGUGUAAAUAAUUAUUUUGGUUUUUUAUAUUUCCUUUUCCUAUUAAACCUAAUUGUUCUUUUAAAUAUAUAUAUGUAUAUAUGUAUAUACAUACAUAUUUUUGUACUGUUACAGGUAGCAUUUUUUAAAAGGAAUGAUUCUUCAAAGGAAAAAAGUUCAUUAGAGAAUGUAGCUCUAUAGAAAUAAUUGUUUUCUGAUUACUUACCUUUUUAAUGUUGCUUAAUAAAAUUUUGUGUUGCUGUAAAAUAAAUUUGUAUUCUUCUUUUAAAUUCUAAUUGACCCAUGCUAGAUUUAGCAACAUGUGGCACAAUGCUAAAGUAGUUUCUUGGCAAGUUUAUUAGGCCUCAGGAGACUCUUGGGUAAGCAUAGUAAAAUCCAAGUUUGAACAGAUACCUUUUCCAAUCUAUAGGUCACUGGGGAUACCAGUUCCAUGCUAAAGGAAAACAGAAGGAAGAACCCUAUAAAAACUUUGGAGGCCAAGG
Perognathus longimembris pacificus (Pacific pocket mouse) is the source of this 2133-nucleotide messenger RNA. RefSeq names its product TATA-box binding protein associated factor, RNA polymerase I subunit A (gene Taf1a). The transcript is spliced from 11 exons. The record is from RefSeq and is a predicted model, not a curated record. NCBI's taxonomy places the organism in Eukaryota, Metazoa, Chordata, Mammalia, Rodentia, Heteromyidae. Bases 168 to 1556 code for a protein of 462 amino acids. Gene Ontology annotation, cellular component: RNA polymerase I transcription regulator complex. Gene Ontology annotation, biological process: transcription by RNA polymerase I.